Messenger RNA from Talaromyces stipitatus ATCC 10500, 818 nucleotides. Its product is annotated as mitochondrial 37S ribosomal protein RSM18. Gene Ontology annotation, cellular component: mitochondrial small ribosomal subunit; ribosome. The transcript has 3 exons. Gene Ontology annotation, biological process: mitochondrial translation. Bases 63 to 689 code for a protein of 208 amino acids. Lineage: Eukaryota; Fungi; Ascomycota; Eurotiomycetes; Eurotiales; Trichocomaceae. Gene Ontology annotation, molecular function: small ribosomal subunit rRNA binding; structural constituent of ribosome. The record is from RefSeq and is a predicted model, not a curated record.
AACCUUCAUAAGGGUCAAUUGAACAUCCAGUCCUCUCCAGACUCAAACAGAAUAGAUACAGCAUGUCUCUCAGCCUCUUUACACAAUCAGGGAACUCCCUGCUACAACGGGGCCUCAAUUUGCUCGCUCCGGUCUCCUGUCGAUGGGCUUCCACAACCCCCAGCAACACUCAGCCGAAUAACAUUCAGCGAACAGCUUUUCCUACACCAACGCGAAGCACACCGCCGUCAUCGAGAUCGAAAGCACUAGCACUCGGCAGACGUCAGCGAAUCACGCAGCGAACUAGGAUCAUGGAGGAGACGAGAAACCAGAAUGAAGGUCGCACCCUGGAGAAAUUCCAAACCAGAGAAUGGACGCAAGGCGAUCUUUAUUCUCCGCACGAUUUGAGCCCCAGUGAGAUGAAGAAGUGGUCGAAGCGCUGGAGUCCGUCGAGCGAUGCUUUUGAUGCAUUGAACAUCAACCCUCUCGAGCAUUAUAAGAACUUCUCCAUUAUGUCCGAAUAUAUGACUCCAAUGGGUCGGAUAAAGCAUCGCUCAGCUACAGGUCUACGACCCGUCAAUCAACGAAAGAUUGCAAAGGCAAUCCGUCGAGCCAUUGGAGUCGGCCUGAUGCCCAGUGUCCACCAACAUCCUGAGAUUAUUGCGAUAGAGACGAGAAGCAGGGGUCCCAAAGGAGGAUACAAUUUCUAGAUGGGUGGUCUAUAUGUACUUUGAAACAGCGGCGCGCGGGAUACGUUUGAAAUAUGUACUAUAUGGGAAGUUCAUCCUGGUUUUAGCUUGUAUACAGGGAAUCUAAAUUCAGAUGCAUAAGGCACUCUC